GUUUUAGUGCCUUAAAUGCAACUUCUUUUGUUUUUACUACUUUAGCGAGAGCAAAGUGCAGCUGCUCCAAUUAGCAGAGCAGCAGGUCUGGAAGUGAACAUGGGGGAAACGUUACUCUGCAGACUGGGCUUCUUUUUGUUGUGGUGCCUCUGCUGUGGAUAUUCUGAAGUUCCCAUUACACCAACUGUGAUCCAACAACCCAAUUGGGCCCAGAUCUACAGAGGAGAGAGAGUCACUCUGAGAUGUGAGAUCCAGGAUGAUGGAGGAUCUCAGUGGACGUAUGAAUGGAAACCAACCAAUAGAAACUCUCCAACAUCCAGUGAAAUCAUGAUCACUGCUGAUAGCAGAAGAGAUUAUAGAUGCAGAGGAAGAAGAAACAGUUUCACCUUCACAGAGUGGGGAGUCGUCACAUUAACAGUGUUCUUGUUUCCCCCUCAGCCUGUCCUCUCUGUGUCUCCAUCAUGGCCGAAUCCUGGAGCCUCAGUGACUCUGAACUGUGAGGGUUUGGAGCUUCAAUCAGCAGGAUGGAGGUUCUUCUGGUAUAAAACUGUUCCUGAUUGGUCCAAGCAACACUAUCAACCAUCCUACAGCUAUGAGCUGCUUCCUGGCAGCAUCAAUGGUACUGAGCAGAACUCCUUCAACAUUAAUGGACCGACUCUCACAGCAGGAUUUGUUUGCAGAGCAGAAAGAGGAGAACCAAAGUUUUACACUCGUUACAGUGAAGUAAAGUUUGUCUGGUCUGCAGAUUCAGCAGCAGCUUCUCUCUCAGUGAAUCCUGACAGAGUUCAACACUUCAGGUCUGAAUCUGUCACACUGACUUGUAAAGGAAACUCUACUGAGUGGAGAGUGAUGAAGUUUAUAGAAAGAGACCACCUGUCAUCCUGCUCCUACUGGGGGACAAUGACUGGAUCUACAUGCACCAUCAACAUGAACUGGUCUCCUAGUGGAGUGUUCUGGUGUGAGUCUGGAUCAGGAGAGUUCAGCAAUGCAGUGAACAUCACUGUACAUGUAUCCAGUCCUGUCAGCUCUUCAUUUCCUGUGAUGUUGAUCGUUAAACCAGUUGUUGGAAUCACGUUUGGUUUUCUCCUGCUGUUGAUUUUGUGCUUCAGACCAUCCAAGGAUUUACGGUGCUUCAGGUCAAAGGGCAGCAGUCAGAGCUCGACCACAAAUCAAGGACCCAACCAGACAGAGAGUCAAGUUUACAGCUCUCUGCUUCACCGUGAUGCUUCUGAAUACGAGUCAAUCCAACCAGCCACUAUGAAUAGGAGUUCUGAUGACCCAGAGGACGAUUCUGUGUGCAGCUGCAUAAAAACAGAAACUACAGAAACCACUGAAUGCUAAAGCAAAACGUAAAAACAGAGAGAAAAACAACAUAAAGGAAAGUGGAGCCAUGCAGCAACCGAUGGAGAAGUUUAUUGUGAAAUCAGAUCAAGAAUGCCUCUGGAUAACAACGUUAUGACAAUGUAAAAAUGUCAGGACUGAGUUUUCUCUGUGUUGAUUUGAGUUUUUCUGUGUUUAUUUUGGGUUUCUGUGUCGUGAGUCUCCAUGUUGUCUUGUCGACCCCUUGAUUGUUCCCAGGUGUGUCUCGUUCCCUGAUUACUCUCUGUGUUUAAUCCCACCUGUGUUCUUUGAUCCUCGUCGGGUCUUUGUCUAAUCGGUCUAGUUGUCGAGUCAAGUCUUUAAAGUUUUGUGUGGAUCCAAAGCACUUAUCCCAUGUUUUAUUAUAUGCUGUAUUAUAAGCUGUAUUAUAUACAAAUGUUCUUUUAAAUGCAGCAAUAAUAUCGCUGCUCGUGAAAAGUGGCAGUUUAGUCUGAUAUUUUCAGUGUCUGUUGAGUUUAGCAAGAAAACUUCUCUUGACAAUGACAUUCAUUUCUAUAUUUUUGAUACAGAUGUUUUAAGCUUUGUUUAUUUUAUUCGCAUCCUGAAAAAAAAGUCAUAUAACUUGGAUAGAAAUAUAUUUGUAUGUUUUUCUGUUUUUAAUUUAUCUUUUCUUCUUAACCGUUCUA
This is a messenger RNA of Gambusia affinis (western mosquitofish), 2006 nucleotides long. RefSeq lists its product as uncharacterized. The transcript is spliced from 12 exons. The coding region runs from base 100 to 1341 and encodes 413 amino acids. The record is from RefSeq and is a predicted model, not a curated record. Gene Ontology annotation, biological process: cell surface receptor signaling pathway. NCBI's taxonomy places the organism in Eukaryota, Metazoa, Chordata, Actinopteri, Cyprinodontiformes, Poeciliidae. Gene Ontology annotation, molecular function: transmembrane signaling receptor activity.